This is a messenger RNA of Asparagus officinalis (garden asparagus), 1338 nucleotides long. RefSeq lists its product as uncharacterized. Bases 1 to 1338 code for a protein of 445 amino acids. The record is from RefSeq and is a predicted model, not a curated record. The transcript has a single exon. NCBI's taxonomy places the organism in Eukaryota, Viridiplantae, Streptophyta, Magnoliopsida, Asparagales, Asparagaceae.
AUGACUGUUGAUGCUGCUGCAGGAGGAGCUUUGAUGAACAAAACAAUAGACGAGGCAUACACUCUCAUUGAAGACAUGGCUCAGAAUCACUAUCAAUGGGCGAACGAGCGUGCUCCUCAGACAUCAAAAGGAGGCAAGUAUGAAAUAGAUGCUUUAGACCAUAUAUCCUCUAAAGUUGAUGCUUUAUUUAAGAAAGUUGAAGGUUUGAGUAUUAAUUCUGUGGCGUCUACUUCAAUUUCAUGUGAGAUAUGUGGCUAUGUGGGUCAUUCUGCACUUCAAUGUCAAUUAGGAAACCCCCCAUCCAUUGAUACUUCUGGUAAUGAGCAAGUUAACUAUGUUAAUAACUUUAAUCAGAAGGGAGACCCAUUCUCCAAUACUUAUAAUCCGGGGUGGAGGAAUCAUCCUAAUUUUUCUUAUAGAAAUCCACCUGGAAAUCCCAUGCCUGUAUCUGAUUUUGGUCCACCUGGUUUUCGUGCUCCUCAAUCCAAUUUCCCUUCUCAAAAGUCAAAUUUGGAAAAUAUGAUGGAGAAGUUUGUGACGACUCAAUCAAAAUUGAAUGAAGAGUUUAAGCAGCAACAACAAACCACGAAUGAGGUGGUGAAACAAUUGGCCUCUAAGAUGGAUUCCCUAGCUACGCAUAACAAGAUGUUAGAGACACAAAUCACCCAAUUGGCACAAAAUGUUAGCUCUUCCUCUAGGCUUUCAGGCAUGCUACCUGGACAACCCGAGACAAAUCCCAGGAGUCAUGUGAAUGCUAUAACUCUUAGAAGUGGAAAACAAUAUGAGGGACCCAAGAUGAAGGAAAAUGAUGGGGUGGAUGGUCAUCAUGAAGAAAAAAAUGAAAAUGUGAUAGAUGUGGAUAAUGAGACCCAAACGCAAGAAGAAGAAAAAGUUGAAAAAUAUGUGGCCCCCGCUCCUUACAAGCCUCCUCUACCAUUUCCCCAAAGGUUAGCUAAGGCUAAGUUAGAAAAGCAGUUCGGAAAAUUUUUGGAGAUUUUGAAAAAGUUGCACAUCAAUAUCCCGUUCACUGAAGCUAUUUCUCAAAUGCCUUCUUAUGCUAAGUUCUUGAAAGAGAUCCUAUCUAACAAAAGGAAGUUGGAAGAAUACGAGACUGUGGCCCUUACUGAAGAGUGUAGUGCUAUCAUCCAAAACAAGUUGCCUCCUAAUCUUAAGGAUCCAGGUUCAUUUUCUAUUCCUUGUGUUAUUGGUAAUGUCUCUAUUAACCGUGCUUUGUGUGAUUUAGGUGCAAGCGUAAGUUUGAUGCCGAUGUCUAUUUGUAAGAAGCUUGGCAUAGGUGAUUUGAAGCUAACCACGAUAUCACUCCAAUUGGCGGAUUGA